AUGUCGCUCAAGGAAACUGCUUCCAUCGACGUGGGCUUCCCCAUCAUGGGAGCCAAGUUUUUCAACAACAAAACCAUUAUAGUGGCUGGUGGAGGAGGAGAGGGAAACAAUGGUAUUCCCAACAAGAUCACUGCCAUAAAAUGCCUGUUCAAAGUGACCGACGCCAAACGCCGCUUGCAGAGAUUCCGUGAAAUCACAUUGCCAGCCAAUGAAGACUCGCCCCAAUGUUUGGAUACGGCGCCAAUUGUCGACGAUGAAGAGAAUAAGUUCUCUAUCUUUGUAGGAUGUAACCAGCUGUCACAACUCAUCAAGUCCAUGAGCAUCAACAACAACUUGAGAAAGUAUGUGUAUACCGCAGAAGAACACUUACGAUUUGUAGACGCUGCUCAGCUUGAAGAGGAAAUCAAGGGCGACGCCAACGAUUAUCCCAAAACUAUCAGAUUAUCGCCUAAAAAUGGCGUUGGAUGUUUAAUGACUUCUACAGUGCCUUCGACUAUCUAUAUUUUCAACCCAGACUUGUUGGAAUUGAAGUUCAAAUUUAGACCUACGCCUGAUGCCGAAAUCAAAGACUUUGCCUUAAGUCCCAACGACGAUGGAAAGACACUUUGUUACGUCACUUCUAGUGGAAUUGAGACUAUCUCUACUUCUACUUCUCAACCCAUUGCUUCUUCGGCCAAAAACCAAAAGGUGGAUGCUGAGUUGAAAAAGCUCAUUUUGUCCAAAGUCCGUUUCAUAGACGACGAAAACGUUAUCGUUGCUGCCAGUAUUCGCGGAGGCUCUGGUGCAGUACUUCUUAAGUAUAAUCUCGCAGACCAGAAGAUCACCAACAAGGUCGUAGUGUCAAAAAAGUUCAAAAACAUUGUAGCAUUUGAUCUUUCGCUUCUGCAGAACUUGGUGGCAGUAGCUGGCAAUGACGUUACCUUGACGUUGAUACGACUUUCGGAUCUUUCUGUUAUUAAGACCUACCCUAAAUUGCAUGCCUUUGCCAUCACCAGUGUCACGUUCUCGCCCAAUGGAUCCAAACUCGCCACUGGCAGUGCAGCCAGUACUCUUCACGUGUUUAGAAUCCCCCAAAACUUCAGCAGGGGUAAAUCGACACUUGGUUCCUUGAUCCAGUACCUCUUUACGGUCUUGGUUGUAGCUGCUGUAGCUGUUCUUUUA
This is a messenger RNA of Scheffersomyces stipitis CBS 6054, 1161 nucleotides long. It is a transcript of the gene SEC12, whose product is annotated as Sec12p. The annotation marks the transcript as partial. The record is from RefSeq and is a predicted model, not a curated record. Gene Ontology annotation, biological process: protein secretion. Gene Ontology annotation, molecular function: guanyl-nucleotide exchange factor activity; GTPase activator activity; protein binding. NCBI's taxonomy places the organism in Eukaryota, Fungi, Ascomycota, Pichiomycetes, Serinales, Debaryomycetaceae. The transcript has a single exon. Gene Ontology annotation, cellular component: endoplasmic reticulum membrane.